CUGGGGCUUGGGAGAGAGGGUCUGUGCUCCUCGAGUUCGUCGUCCAAAUUCAGGUAGACGGUGUGGGACAGUGGUCAGAGGAUCUAUGGCGCGCAUGUGCGUGUGUCAGUGUGGGCAGCGGGAAGUGGGAAGUCUAACAAUUCUAGCGGGGGGUUGUUUCCCGUUGGACUACAUGACCCUGGGCUCCUGGCAGCCCUGAAGAUGAAGAGCCUGGAGGCACUGAGCUCCGAGAGCAGACCUCUGGGAAAAGCGCAAUCCCCCCCCCCCCCCUCCCCAGGAGAUGACGCAGUGUCGGAGCACGGGAUAAUCAUCGCCCUGUCACUUAGUGUCCGAGUGAGUCGUUGGAUAAGUCACUUUGCUUCCCUGGGCCUCUAUUUUUCCAUCUCUGAUAUGGGAAUUGGACUAGUCCACGUCUAGACUCCUUUCCACUUGUAGUCUCUCAUCAGGGACGGCUGCCUCACAGUGCCUAGCUAUUUGGGAAAGGAAUGAGGGUUGUAGGAAGAAAUGAAACUGAAAAAGGAAAGGGAAACUUACUUUUCAUGGUCCAUUCGUGCUGAAGGGUGGUGAAGAGGGAGCAGGAAUAAUUAAACCCUGGACAAACCCCCAAACUCACUUUUUUCCCAGGGGAGAAUCUACCUGCUAACUUCUUGUCAGAUACUUUGAAUAAAAUAUUUCAAUUCCAUUUUAAGUACACUGAGAAGAAUGGCUAGCAGUCUUCAACCAGGUCUCCACUCUUCAAAACUAAAUGAGUAUUGCCAGAAGAAUCUCUUGACGUUUAAUUAUAAAGAAAUUGCAGUGAAAGGACCCCCUCAUAAUUUGGAGUUUACCAUCAAGGUUAUAAUAGGAGACACAGAAUUUCCAGAAGGUAAAGGCAAAUCAAAAAAAGAAGCAAAAAAUGAGGCUGCCAGGCUAGCUCUUGACAAGCUAGAAAAAAAGCCUUUAAUGUUUCCUCCAUCACCAACGUCACCACUGCAACAGUCAGAAGUAUCAGAAGCAGAACAAUCAGCCAUUCCAAAUUAUAUAAUUCUUCUUAAUCACUACACACAAAAGAAAAAACUAGCUGUAGCCUCUGACACAGACCAAGUAUUUGAACCUUCUGGUAUUACACGCUAUUCUCAUAGAUUUAAGAUUGGAGAGAAAUUCUAUGACUUUGGAUGGGGAUCUAAUAAACAAGAGGCAAAACAAUCUGCAGCCAAGAUUGCAUAUGAGCAAUUAAUAGCCAAAAAUUCACAGGAUAUGAACUCUUUUAUGUCACCUCAGCCUUCUCAACCCUCAAGAAUUUCAGAAAUCAAAACAUCACCCACUACGAAUUAUAUUAGUCUUCUGAACCAGUACGUACAAAAGAAUAGACUCACUCUGAAUUUCCUUAAAGUGACAUCAUUGGAACAUUCUGAACUUCAAAGCAUUUCUUAUAUCUGCAAAAUUGGGGACACAGCUUAUGGUCCUGGUACAGGAUCUAAUAAAAAAGAAGCUAAAGAAGCAGCAUCUAAGAUUGCAUAUGAAAAAAUACAGUUAUAUGAUGCUUCAAAGGAAAGAAAUUCAGAAAUUCUUUCUGGUUGUGCUACUUCACUGACUGAUUCUAUCAUUACACCUCUGAAGUCAUUAACAAUAAAUGGUAUGAUGCCUCAAAGUGAAUAUUCAGAAAAUGCUUCCAAACAAAAUAGCAACAACUUGGAAAAUAUUUCUUCAAAUUCUCAGAACUCUACCAGAAGUUGUCAACAGAAGACUAAAAGAAUCUUGGCACCUCAUUUUGGAAAGCAGAAUGACAAUAAUAAGAAAAAAGAAGUUGUGCAUAGUACCAAUGAAAGGUUUAUCAAAGAUUUUAGUGACAUAGAAGAGCUUAAAAAUGGUGGAUAUGGCCAAGUUUUUAAAGCAAGACAUAGAAUAGACAAGAAGUUUUAUGCCAUCAAACGUGUGAAGUUCAAUAAUGAGAAAGUAUUGCGUGAAGUGAAAGCACUGGCCAACCUUGAUCAUGAAAAUAUUGUUAAAUAUAAUACUUGUUGGGAUGGUAAUGAUGUUUGUUAUACUGAAGAUGGAGGAUAUGCUUCAAGCUCAGAGACUAAGUGCCUCUUUAUUUCAAUGGAACUCUGUGAAAGGGGGACAUUAAAUGACUGGAUUAAUGAGAGAAGAAGUAUUGGGUCUGAUAAAAUUUUGUCUUUGAAGUUAUUUCAACAAAUAACAGCAGGAGUGGAAUAUAUACAUUCAGAAAAUUUAAUUCACAGAGAUAUUAAACCAUCUAAUAUAUUUUUAGUAGAUGAAAUCAAAAUAAAGAUUGGUGACUUUGGACUUGCAACCUCAUUAAAAAAUGGAGCGGAUCAAACAAAAAAUAUAGGAACAAUGCGGUAUAUUAGCCCAGAACAAAAUUGUUUCCAACCAUAUGGGAAGGAAGUCGAUAUCUUUGCAUUGGGAUUAAUUCUUUUUGAACUUCUUUAUAUAUGUCCCACUUUUCAGGAAAUAUUGACGAUCUGGCCAAAUGUGAGGAAUUGUAUCUUUCCAGAAGAAUUUGUCAAGAAGUACCAUAGAGAGACACAACUUCUAAAGCAACUACUUUCAGAAAAGCCUGCAAAAAGACUCAAAGCAUCUAAAAUCCUGGAGAUACUGAAAGCAUGGGAGAAAGAAGAGAGCAAUGGAGAGAAUAUGUAUUCACAUACAUAUUAGGCACUUUUUUAAACAUGAUUGUACUCUCAUCUAACCCACCUCCAAAAUAUGAAUUAUUUUUCAAUUUCUGGAAUAUUGGAGAAUGUUGUGAUUCAGUUGUUUCAGUUGAGUUAUCUUCGUGACCCCUUUUGAAGUUUUCUUGGCAAAGAUACUGGUGCUAUUGAUAUUUCUAGACGAAGAUAGUGGUUUGCUGUUUCCUUCUCCAAUUCAUUUUACAGAUGAGGAAACCAAGGCAAUCAAGGUUAGAUGACUUGCCCAGGAUAACACAGCUAGUUGGUAAGUGUUUGAGGUCAAUUUGAAUUUAAGAAGAUGAAUCUUCCUGACUUCUGGCCCAGGACUUUAUUCAUGGUGCUGCCUAGUGAUCCUGGCGAGCAUCCUCUUUAUUUUUAUUGAUGUUUAUUAUUAAUAUGGCACUUUCUUAAUUUUAAAAUCCAUUUUUAAGGUCUAAUUACUCAAAUUUAUAAAGAGCUAAACCAGUUGUACAAAAAAUCAAGCCAUUCUCCAAUUGAUAAAUGGGCAAGGGACAUGAAAAGGCAAUUUUUAGUUAAAGAAAUAAAAACUAUUAAUAAGCAUAUGAAAAAGUGUUCUAAAUCUCUUAUAAAUCAUACAUUAACUUUUAACAAAUUGUUUAAUUAACAUUCUGUGAUUAUUCUAUGAAAUAUAUUGCUAUAGAUUAUAACAAUAAACACAAAGCUUCUGCAAGAGAGAAAUGUUUUCUUGUCACAGGUGGGAUAGCUAGAGGUCAGUUCUCGUUAACUUGUGAGUUGUUUGGACUUGAGUAUGAGCUAAGAAAAAUCAUUCAUUACUUUUAAUCAAAUAGAUAAUCAGAAUUUCUUAGGAGACAAUCAACAAAACACUGUUGCCAAGUUAAGAGGUCAAAGGGUAAGAAAAACAUAAUUCCAGUUUUAUGUAUUUUUUAAUAUCAGGCUAAUCAUUCUACUGGGAUUUCUAGGACAGAUUGCCUGGGCUUUAAAAAGUAAGCACAACAAUCAGUGGAGUGUAGCGUACCAGUCUGUGCCUGAGAGGUAAUUAAUCUACCUGUUGUCCCUGGCUUGUAGUGGCAGUAGAGAAGCUAAGUGCAGUUUUGUUAGAAGUUUAAACCAUAAGAUUCUUUAGGUUCGAUUUUUUAAGCAUGAUCUUUUGGUAAUAUUCUAGGAGAAUAAAGUGAAACAUUUGUAUUAAACCUGC
This is a messenger RNA of Monodelphis domestica (gray short-tailed opossum), 3846 nucleotides long. It is a transcript of the gene EIF2AK2, whose product is annotated as eukaryotic translation initiation factor 2 alpha kinase 2. Gene Ontology annotation, cellular component: nucleus; cytoplasm. The record is from RefSeq and is a predicted model, not a curated record. Gene Ontology annotation, biological process: eiF2alpha phosphorylation in response to endoplasmic reticulum stress. Gene Ontology annotation, molecular function: eukaryotic translation initiation factor 2alpha kinase activity; ATP binding; double-stranded RNA binding. Lineage: Eukaryota; Metazoa; Chordata; Mammalia; Didelphimorphia; Didelphidae.